AGGAGACUGAUAGCAGCUUUCCAUUAACUGCUGCUCCUAUCAACAUGUUGCAUGCUGACAUUAAAGAAGAGGUCCCUGAAGAAAACAAUCCUGAUGUGGACCAGCAUCAGCUGGAUCUGCUCUACAUAAAGGAGGAAGGUGAAAGAAACUGUGGCAGCCAGAAUGGAGAGCAAGAGAAUUUGAAGGAGGAGACUGAAGAUACCAGGUUUCCAUCAACUGUUGUUAAUAUGAAGAGUGAAGAGGAUGAAGAGAAACCUCCAUUCUCUAACAAUAAUCAACAGCUAACAGAAGCCAGAUGUUUUACAACCAGCUCUUCACUUGACUGUUUAAAAGUGAACAUUAAAGACGGGGUUUCAAAUGUAGAUUCAAGGAAAAAUGUUGUAGGUGGUAAAAAGUUGAAAUUGAAAAAACAAAUUAAGACCAGCAUAAUAAUCCAUACAGGAGAGAAAUCCUUUGGUUGUGAUGUUUGUGGGAAAAGAUUUUCCUGGAAGUCACAUUUAAAAAUACACAUGAGAAGCCACACAGGAGAGAAACCUUUUGGUUGCAAUAAAUGUGGUAAAAGAUUUUCCAAAAAGUCAUAUUCAAAAAUGCACAUGAGAAUCCACACGGGAAAAAAAUCUUUUGUUUGUGAUGUAUGUGGGAGAAAAUUUUCCUGGAAGUCACAUUUAAAUAAACACAUGAAAAUCCACACUGGAGAAAAACCUUUCGGGUGUCAUGUAUGUGGUAAAAGAUUUACAGAAAACUCAUCCUUAAAAAGACAUAUGAGAAUCCACACAGGAGAGAAACCUUUUUGUUGUGAUGAAUGUGGGAGAAGAUUUACCUGGAAGGCACAUUUCGAAUUACACAUGAGAAGUCACAGGGGAGAGAAACCUUUUGGUUGUGAUGCAUGUGAUAAAAGAUUUUCCAAAAAGUCAUAUUUAAAAAUACACAUGAGAAUCCACAUGGGAGAAAAGUCUUUUGGUUGUGAUGCGUGUGGGAAAAGAUUUAUCUGGAAGUCACAUUUAAAAACACACAUGAGAAUCCACAUUGGAGAAAAACAUUUUGGUUGUGAUGCAUGUGGGAAAAAAUUUGCUGACAAGUCAUCCUUGAAUAGACAUAAGAGAAUCCACACAGGAGAGAAACCCUUUGGUUGUGAUACAUGUGGGAAAACCUUUUCCAGGAAGAUCAACUUAAAGUCACAUUUGGGAACCCACACAGGAGAGAAACCUUUUGGUUGUGACGUUUGUGGUAAAAUAUUUCGCAGAAAGUCAGACUUAAGUAGACACAUGAAAAUACAUAUGGGAGAGAAAGCUUUUGGUUGUGAUGAUUGUGGAAAAAGAUUUUCCGUAAAGUCAGACUUAAGUAAACACAUGAGAAUUCACACAAAAAAGAAACUUUUUGGUUAUGAUGUUUAGGAAAAACAACUGCUGAUUCAUACAAUGAUGUGAGAAUAUCAUGUAACAUUAUUGUAUUGCAUCAUGAGAAGCAAAUAGCAUGUGCAAGUGGACAUUAGGAUCUGAGAGGCAAUGUAAAUGAUUUAUAAUCAGAACCCGUGCGACUGUUAGCAUGUUGCCAACCCCUAAUAGAGUGCAGAGAUAAUGCAGUCUAACAGCAGCUGGAAUGUAGGACUUAUGGAAGUGCUCUAUUGAGUAACUGGGUUGCAGCAGUCUGUUGCUGAAUGAGCUCUCCAGUUCCACAACCUGACUCUCACAAGAUGGAUGUAGUUAGACCAAGCUCCACACAUCCAUCUAGGAUUGCUCCACUGGAGAUGUAUUUUGUCUCGUGACCGAAAUCACCUCUGAAGCACCAUACGGGUUGACUGUCUGGUUAUGCUCCAUGGCACAGGGAUAUGUGCUGACAAGCAUGUACCAUCAGACCAUGAUAAAAUUAUUUUGUACAGCAUACCUUACUGCAAUGAUACAGAGGAACCCUAUUUUAUGUCUGCCCUAAAAACAGUAAUGGAAACAGCGGCUAAAAAAGCAGAGUGGGGUGGGGCUGACCAAAGUGCAGCAAGAGGGAAAAAUGGUCUUUAAUGAUUCUGGUGGGGCACAUAUAGCCUCAAUUUUUGGUUUUUAAUAUUCUGUCAAAACACAUUUUCUUUUGGACUUUUUACCCAGUUGAAUUUUAUUGGUUGGUUUUAUGUAUCUGCUCUUUAUUUGACUUUUUUCUGUUGUUGCUCCCAGUGUUUUAUUCUGUUAUGUUCUAAAUUAUUUGCUUUUUAGGAUCUAUAAAAUACUUUGGCCAGCUGAGUUGUAUAUUAAAGUGCUUCAUUAAUAAAGUUGUUGAAUUGAGUUAUUUAUUUGUUACUUAAACGCCAUCUUGAUUUGUCUUGUGUAAAUAUUUCAAAAUCUAAAUCAAUGGAAAUUUGUCCUUCCGUUCAAUCCAUAAAUCCUGUAAAUUGAACCUAGUUAUUAUCUUUUACUAA
Messenger RNA from Fundulus heteroclitus (mummichog), 2404 nucleotides. Its product is annotated as zinc finger protein OZF. NCBI's taxonomy places the organism in Eukaryota, Metazoa, Chordata, Actinopteri, Cyprinodontiformes, Fundulidae. Bases 45 to 1394 code for a protein of 449 amino acids. The transcript has 2 exons. The record is from RefSeq and is a predicted model, not a curated record.